CAGUCCCAAGGCUGCAGAAAGGAUGACUUUCUCCUUUACAUAAUCAAUUUGUUGCUUAGGUUCCUCCAGGUGAAAUGACACCAGCAUAGGGGUGCAAUAACCGCUUUUCAGAUAGAUGCUCAGGCACCUCUGUUGGUGCAGCUAGGCUGGGGGAAAGGGUUGCAUGGGCCCUUCCUCCACCACGGUUCAAAACACAAUGUCUAUUUGUGACUUUCUUUCCAGAGAGAACUUCAACUGCCUGACGGUAGGGUACGUGGUUAGGUCAUUGUACUGUCACAGUCUUGUUUUGGGGAUGACAAAUUCGGAACACAAUAACUUGGUGCAUGUAAAAGUUGUCACGUGCCACUAAUAAGUAUUCAUCGCAUUGAAAUUCACCCUGCCAUGUGUGUUCCCCCAACAGUGGACAUGGCUGGACUGUUACAAGAAGCAAGCCAAUGCCCCAUCUGCUCAGCCUAUCUUGAAAAGCCAAUAUACAUGGAAUGUGGAUGCAUCUUCUGCCUUAACUGCAUCUAUUCACUGCAGAUAGAGCCACAUGGGGAGGAUUUAGUUUGCUAUUUGUGCCCCAUGAUCUCUCAGAAAAACAACCUCAGGCCCAACUGGCAGCUGGGAAAGCUGGUUUCCAAGAUCAAGGAGCUGGAGCCCCAUCUGACAACUAUUCUACAGAUGAACCCAAGGAUGCAGAAAUUCCAAGUGGAUGUGACCUUGGAUAUUGACACAGCCAACAAGUUCCUCCUCAUUUCUGAUGAUCUCAGGAGUGUCCGCUGUGUGUGCAUCACACAGAGUCGACAGGACCUUGCUGAGAGAUUGCAGUUGCCACUUUGUGUCCUGGGUACCCCUCACUUCACUUCUGGCUGCCAUUACUGGCAGGUGGAUGUGGGAAUGAGCACACAAUGGGACCUGGGAGUUUGUAAAGAAUCUGUUCACUGGAAAGGAAAGAUCCAACUGACUACAGAUCUUGGAUUCUGGACUGUGAGUCUGAAGGCUGGAGGCUACUCAUUUGCCAACACAAUGCCUCAGACUGCCCUCUGCUCAGAUACCAAGGUACAGAGAUUGGGGAUUUUUCUGGAUAUGGAUAUGGGCAGUAUUUCCUUUUUUGAUGUAGACAAUGGAUCCCACAUCUUUACGUUCACCAAAGUUUUUGCUGAGGAGCCACUGUGCCCAUUUUUUGCUCCUUCAAUUCCACCUAAUGGUGAUCAGGGUUUCCUGAGAAUCUGUCCUGUGAUGAGCCAAGUCACUGCUGAUCCUCUAGCCCAUCCUGGGGAGCAUGAAUAGACCCCCAUGGCAAAGAAAU
Messenger RNA from Nycticebus coucang (slow loris), 1291 nucleotides. Its product is annotated as ret finger protein-like 3. The record is from RefSeq and is a predicted model, not a curated record. Bases 382 to 1272 code for a protein of 296 amino acids. The transcript is spliced from 2 exons. Lineage: Eukaryota; Metazoa; Chordata; Mammalia; Primates; Lorisidae. Gene Ontology annotation, molecular function: protein binding.